Aspergillus candidus is the source of this 1071-nucleotide messenger RNA. RefSeq lists its product as uncharacterized. The transcript is spliced from 2 exons. Bases 243 to 1004 code for a protein of 253 amino acids. The record is from RefSeq and is a predicted model, not a curated record. Gene Ontology annotation, molecular function: carbon-sulfur lyase activity. NCBI's taxonomy places the organism in Eukaryota, Fungi, Ascomycota, Eurotiomycetes, Eurotiales, Aspergillaceae.
CGAUUUCUGCCUUUUCCGAACAAUUGACUGCGGCAUAGAGGAAGUAUUGACAUCCGAGAUACUUGACCCCUAUAUGUCCACUACUUUUUCGCCUUAGUGCUUGAAAGACAAAUCGUCAAUUGAAUUGAUGGAUCGGAGCGGUCUAUGACCUCAUACUACUAGUUCAAACUCAGACCCAAGGCCACACCGUUGUGAUCGACAUCGUUGCUUCUCGGACACUGGACGACUCGAAACACCCCAAGAUGGAUGCCCUUGACCAUUUGCAUGGUUCCUGCUUUUGUGGCCGCAACCAAUAUACGAUCAACAUUCCCGAAGAUGUGGCCGAUCACGCCGAGAUAUACUUCGACGACAGCCGGGACAACCGGAGAUUUCAAGGAAGUCCUCUGACAGCAUGGUUGCGAGUCCCCUUGAGCUGGUACCAAUCGCACACCGAAUCGUUCUUCCCCGACGAAACACAUAGCAGCAUCCGGCGUACCUACACUCCUCUCCAUGCGCCACAAACCCAGCGGGUCUUUUGUGGGUUCUGCGGUAGCCCACUUACGCACUGGAGCGAAGACCCUCGGGAGGAUGCAGACUUCAUGUCGGUGACACUAGGCAGUCUGUCUGGGAAGGACCAACGAACGUUAGAAGAUCUCGAUCUGCUUCCCGAGGCAUCGGAUGAAGAGGAAGAAGAAACCGGCAACGUUGAGGUGAUCCCAUCUCGCUCGACUACUGCCAAUGCCAUCACUCCGUCUGGUGGGAAUAGACAAGGUCUUACGCGCAGUUUCCGACAGGGCACGGUGGGUGGGAUUCCUUGGUUUGAGGAGAUGAUUGAGGGAAGCCAGCUGGGUCGGUUGAUGAAGUCUAGGCGUGGAGUUGGUGCUAGCGAUGACCGGUCUACCACCUUUGAAUGGGAGGUAAGCGAGUGGUCGACCGAUGGAUCUGGAGACGCCAUCCAGCCGGCAGGGAAAAGAAAGCGCGGACGUACGAGUCUUGAGGGCAGCUCUUCUCAAAAGCGCAAGUAAUCAUAAUGUUCGGAUAAUACAUUCAGUUCGAAUCUGAUACAGUAAUAAAACCACUUGUCUAGCUCUA